CUCAACACCAUCAACUUUUAACACCUUUUCAUUCGACUUUCCAUUUCUCUCUCUCUCUCUUUCUUAAUCCGACUUUCUUGCGUUUUAUUGGAAACCAUAGAACUAAAAGACCUUGAUUAAAAAGGCCUCAAGUUCAACAAGUAUGGCUUCCUCACAAUCGCACGGCGGCGGAAUGGGAGGCGGUAAUGGUGGUUCAAUGCCACCUGGCAAUAAUCCAUUCGCCGGAGCUGCAGCUUAUCAUGAUGAAGCAGGAAGUGAAAAUAGUUAUAGACGUGACACUUUUGCCUCAGAAGGCAGUGUUGCCGAUCUAUUACCCAACAAUGGUGGUGGUUAUGAUGCAGAUUCAUACGAAGGCAAUUAUGCUCAAAAUGCAUACUCUGCCGAAUCUGGUCAACGACAAGGUGCUGGUCCAGGUGGAAACCUAUUUCCCGGUCCUGGAAGUUAUGCACCAUCAGGUAUCUCUUCUCCUUAUACAGACUAUCCUGGAGGCAAUGGUGGCGCAGGUUAUCGUCAACGUGAACCCUAUCCAGCAUGGACAGCAGAACAUCAAAUCCCGUUGGCAAAAGAAGAGAUCGAAGACAUCUUUAUCGAUUUGACCAACAAGUUUGGUUUCCAACGCGAUAGCAUGCGAAACAUGUACGACCACUUGAUGAUCUUGCUCGAUUCACGAUCAUCACGCAUGUCACCCAGUCAAUCACUGGCAACUCUACACGCAGAUUACAUUGGUGGUGAACAUGCAAACUAUCGAAAGUGGUACUUUGCCGCUCAAUUGGAUCUGGAUGAUGCAAUCGGCAAAGCACAAAACCCAGGUCUUGCACGGGCUGCAAGUUUGGCCAACAGAGGUGGAAAGAGGGCAGCUAACAUUUCAUCAAAACUCAACGCAAGCGCUAAAUCACUUCAAUCAGCAGAAACAAGGUGGCGUGAUGCAAUGAACAGAAUGAGUGACUACGAUCGUCUUCGUCAAAUUGCAUUGUACCUCUUGUGUUGGGGUGAAGGUGGUCAAGUACGUUUCGUGCCAGAAUGUCUAUGUUUCAUCUUCAAAUGUGCAGAUGACUAUUACCGUUCUCCCGAAUGUCAAAACCGUAUGGACCCCGUUCCAGAAGGCUUGUACUUGCGCGCAGUCGUCAAACCACUAUACAGAUUCUUGCGUGAUCAAGUCUUUGAAGUUGUCGACGGAAAGUUUGUCAAGAAAGAGCGCGACCACGACAAGAUCAUUGGCUACGAUGAUGUCAACCAAUUGUUCUGGUACCCAGAAGGUAUUGGACGUAUCGUUCUAAAUGACAAAACUCGUUUGGUCGAUGUUCCAGCCAAUCAACGAUUCAUGAAAUUCGACAAGAUCGAUUGGAACCGUGUCUUUUUCAAAACAUACAAGGAAAAGCGUAGUUUCUUGCACUUGCUCGUCAACUUUAACCGUAUUUGGAUCUUACACAUUUCUUGUUUCUGGUACUACACAGCAUACAAUGCGCCCAUGAUUUACGAACGUAAAAUGAAUCCCUCUCCCGCACAAUCGUUUUCCGCAUCCGCUCUUGGUGGUGCAGUUUCAACCUUCAUUAUGAUCAUGGCAACUUUGGCAGAAUUCUCUUACAUUCCCACAACUUGGAACAACACAAGUCAUUUGGCAAGACGGAUGAUGUUCUUAAGUGUUUGUUUGGCCGUCACAAUUGCACCUGCAGUUUAUAUUCAUGGAUUUAACCAGCGUGGUACAAUCGCAAACAUUGUUGCUUAUUGUCACAUUGCUGUUGCAGGUUGCAUUACUGGUUUCCUUGCCAUCAUUCCAUCUGGUAGAAUGUUUGGUGAUCGUGUUGCCGGUAAAGCACGCAAGUAUUUGGCCAAUCAGACGUUCACCGCAAGUUAUGCACCUUUGGUACGAUCUCAUCGCAUGGUCAGCAUUUUGCUUUGGUGUUUGGUGUUCGGAUGCAAGCUCACUGAAAGUUACUUCUUCUUGACGCUUUCAUUCCGUGAUCCAUUGGCCGUGAUGAUUACUAUGCGCGUACAAAACUGUAACGACCGUUACUUUGGUUCAUCGCUAUGCUCUUAUCAACCAGCAUUCGCUUUGACAGCAAUGACAAUCAUGGACUUGUGUUUGUUCUUCUUGGACACUUUCUUGUGGUACGUCAUUUGGAACACCGUUUUCAGUAUUGGUUGGUCUUUCUCUAUGGGUUUGUCCAUCUGGACACCUUGGAGCGAUAUCUUCCAACGUUUGCCAAAGCGUAUCUAUGCUAAAUUACUCGCAACUACAGAUAUGGAAAUCAAAUACAAACCAAAGGUGCUCGUCUCACAAGUUUGGAAUGCCAUCAUCAUUUCCAUGUAUCGCGAACAUUUGUUAUCCAUCGAUCACGUUCAAAAGUUAUUGUACCAUCAAGUACCAUCUGGAGAUGACGGAAAGCGUACAUUGCGUGCACCGGCGUUCUUUAUCAGUCAAACAGACAAGGGUGUCAAGCCAGAGUUCUUCCCCAAAGGAUCUGAAGCCGAACGUCGUAUCAGUUUCUUUGCUCAAUCCCUUACAACCGCUUUGCCAGAACCUUUGCCGAUCGACGCUAUGCCAACUUUCACAGUCUUGACGCCACAUUACAGCGAAAAGAUUUUGUUGUCUUUGCGUGAAAUUAUUCGUGAAGAAGAUCAAAACACUCGUGUUACCUUGUUGGAAUACCUCAAGCAAUUGCAUCCAAUCGAAUGGGACAACUUCGUCAAAGAUACAAAGAUUUUGGCAGAAGAAACAAGUGGCUUGGUUGGUGGAUCACCUUUCAGUGACGGAGACGAAAAGAGUGGAAAGAGCUCGGCAAAGACUGAUGAUUUGCCUUUCUACUGCAUCGGUUUCAAAUCUGCUGCUCCCGAAUACACCUUGCGUACUCGUAUCUGGGCUUCUUUGCGUGCUCAAACACUUUACCGUACCGUUUCUGGAUUCAUGAACUAUGCAAAGGCCAUCAAAUUGUUAUACCGUGUCGAAAACCCAGAGGUUGUUCAAUUGUUUGGCGGAAAUACAGAGAAAUUGGAACGUGAAUUGGAACGCAUGAGCAGAAGAAAGUUCAAGUUUGUCAUUUCUAUGCAACGUUACUCUAAAUUCAACAAGGAAGAACAAGAAAACACUGAAUUCUUACUACGUGCUUACCCUGAUUUGCAAAUCGCCUACUUGGACGAAGAAGCUCCACGUAAAGAAGGUGGUGAAUCUCGUUGGUUCUCUGCAUUGGUGGACGGUCAUUCUGAAAUCUUGCCGAACAACAAGCGUCGUCCCAAGUUCCGUAUCGAAUUGCCAGGAAACCCAAUUUUGGGAGACGGUAAAUCUGAUAAUCAAAAUCACGCAAUCGUUUUCCACCGUGGUGAAUACAUCCAAUUGAUCGAUGCCAACCAAGACAAUUAUUUGGAAGAAUGUUUGAAGAUCCGUUCCGUUUUGGGAGAAUUCGAAUCGUUCAAUGUCAGCAGUCAAAACCCUUACGGCAGUGGACAUACAGAACAUUCAACCGCCCCAGUUGCCAUCGUUGGUGCUCGUGAAUACAUUUUCUCCGAGAACAUUGGUAUUUUGGGUGAUGUUGCUGCUGGUAAAGAACAAACGUUCGGUACUAUGGCUGGUCGUGGUUUGGCACAAAUUGGUGGUAAAUUGCAUUAUGGUCACCCGGAUAUCCUCAAUGCUAUUUUCAUGACAACUCGUGGUGGUGUUUCAAAAGCGCAAAAAGGAUUGCACUUGAACGAAGAUAUUUAUGCCGGUAUGACUGCUUUCGGACGUGGUGGUAGAAUCAAGCAUUGCGAGUACUACCAAUGCGGUAAAGGUCGUGAUUUGGGUUUCGGUACAAUUUUGAACUUUACCACCAAAUUGGGUAACGGUAUGGGUGAACAAAUGUUAUCCCGUGAAUACUAUUACCUCGGUACGCAAUUGCCCGUCGAUCGUUUCUUGACUUUCUACUAUGGUCACCCUGGUUUCCACAUCAACAACAUUUUGGUCAUUAUGUCCGUGCAAUUGUUCAUGUUUGCCAUGGUAUUCAUCGGAACGCUCAACUCUUCUCUCAACAUUUGCGGUGUUACGGACAAUGAUUACCAAACCGGAUUGCCAGGUUGCUACUACUUGCACCCCGUCUUCUUGUGGAUCAAACGUACAAUUAUUUCCAUCUUCUUGGUCUUCAUGAUUGCUUUCUUGCCUUUGUUCUUGCAAGAAUUGUCAGAAAGAGGUGCAAUUUCGGCCAUCGUUCGUCUAUCCAAGCAUUUCUUGAGUUUGUCUCCCGUUUUCGAAGUCUUCAGCACGCAAAUCUACAGUCACAGUAUCAUUUCCAACUUGACAUUCGGUGGUGCACGUUACAUUGCUACCGGACGUGGUUUCGCAACUACUCGUCAAAGUUUCGCCUUGCUAUACAGUCGUUUCGCAGGACCGUCAAUUUACACUGGAAUGCGUCUCUUGUUGAUGUUGCUUUACGUCACAUUAUCGUUGUGGAUUCCUCAUUUGAUUUAUUUCUGGGUUUCCAUCUUGGCUCUUUGCAUUUCUCCAUUCUUGUUCAACCCGCAUCAAUUCUCAAUCGGUGAUUUCAUUAUCGAUUACCGUGAAUUCUUGCGCUGGAUGUCGCGUGGUAACAGCAGAAGUCAUGCAAACUCAUGGAUCGGUUACUGUCGUUUGAGCAGAACAAAGGUUACAGGUUACAAGAAGAAGCGUUUGGGACAUCCAAGUGAAAAGUUGGCCGGUGAUGUGCCAAGAGCAAGCUGGAGAACGAUCUUGUUUGCCGAAGUUCUUGGUCCAUUCUGUUUGGCUGUCAUCUUUGUGGUUGCAUAUGCUUUCGUCAAGAGUUUCCAUUCUCCUGGUGAUCCACCAAUGGGCGCAAUCACACGUAUUGCCAUCAUUGCUUUGGGACCAAUCGUUUGGAACGCAGCCAUUUUGUUGAUCAUCUUUAUGAUCAGUAUUUUCCUCGGACCUGCUUUGAACAAUUGCUGCAACAAAUUUGGAUCAGUGAUGGCCGCCAUCGCACACAUUCUUGCCGUUGUUGGUAUGAUUGCUGCAUUCGAAUUCUUGUGGUUCUUGGAACAAUGGAACGCAUCUCACUGUGUUUUGGGUAUCAUUGCCGUUGUUGCCAUCCAAAGAGCAAUUUUCAAGAUUUUGAUUUCGUUGGUUCUAUCGCGUGAAUUGAAGCACGAUGAGACCAACCGAGCAUGGUGGACUGGUCGUUGGUACGGAAGAGGAUUAGGAGGACAUGCAUUCUCGCAACCUGCACGUGAAUUUGUUGUCAAGAUUAUCGAAGCAAGUUUGUUCAGUGCUGACUUUAUUCAAGCACAUAUUUUGCUAUUCGGUCUUUCAAUUCCACUUUUGAUUCCAUUCAUGAACAAGAUUCAUUCUAUGGGAUUGUUCUGGCUACGACCAAGCAGACAAAUUCACGCUCCAAUCUUUUCACUUCGCGCACGCAAACAAAGAAGAUCCAUCAUCAUCCGAUAUGGAUUAUUGUUCAUCUUGGCGGCUGCCAUCUUUGUUUGCUUGAUUGCCAUUCCGGCUAUCUUGGGUUCGACCAUCCAAUUGGAUUGUCAAAUUUGCAAGUCCUUGUAAUUUUUUCUUGAAUCUCAAUUCACUGUAUACGACCGACAUAAUCAACAUAAACAAUCAUACACACAAGGCGAGCUAGCGUACGCAAAAAAGUCUUUCUCUCGCUAUAUCUUACAAACUCUCCUCCUUAUUUUGCAAGCAAUACACUCAAUCCUUACAAGCAAUGUUGCACCGUCAUAUCAAAUGCAGUGCAACACAGCAAUCACCAGCA
Meira miltonrushii is the source of this 5723-nucleotide messenger RNA. RefSeq names its product putative 1,3-beta-D-glucan synthase subunit. Gene Ontology annotation, biological process: (1->3)-beta-D-glucan biosynthetic process; fungal-type cell wall polysaccharide biosynthetic process. Gene Ontology annotation, cellular component: 1,3-beta-D-glucan synthase complex; plasma membrane. Bases 143 to 5515 code for a protein of 1790 amino acids. The transcript has a single exon. Gene Ontology annotation, molecular function: 1,3-beta-D-glucan synthase activity. The record is from RefSeq and is a predicted model, not a curated record. Lineage: Eukaryota; Fungi; Basidiomycota; Exobasidiomycetes; Exobasidiales; Brachybasidiaceae.